UUGGCAUUCCUCAUGACGCCAUAUUUUAUAUGUUGACUGUUUUGCGUAAAUUUUGUUUACAUCUAGAAAAAUUACAAAAUCUUUGCAUACAAGCUAAAAUUUUGGUUUUCAUACAUAAAAAUCGUAUAGUUCGUAGUGUAUUACAGCAGGGAUAUAAUUUUGCUCGAAGCAGGAAAAUAAAAUUGACCAAAAACGGAUCGCAAAUAUGGAGAUGGGCACAUUGAAAAAUUUGGAGCUGGAUAAAAUCUGUCGGAUAUGUUUGGCGAUCAAAAAGGAAAUGCGACCGCUGUUUGGCGAAAUGGUGGCAGAGAUGCUGAUGGAAAUCGCUAAAAUACAGAUUGAGCAAAUGGACGGCUGGCCGGACAAAAUCUGUAUCCAAUGCAUCCAUCAGGUCAGUCGCUGUCACGCUUUCAAAACUCGGGUCGAGAAGUCGGACACUGCCCUGCGACACUACAUUAAAGGUAUCACCGUGGUUACAGAGGGGCAGAUGGCUAAAGAAGCGCUCGCUGUUGACGUUCCAAGGCCGCAGAUCGCACCUCAAAAGAUUCAACAGAUUCAUCCGGCUCCUCAGAUUCAGGAAAUACACAUUCAACGGACGGAUAUACCAACAAUAACAGAAGCUGCUCAACCUCCGACAAUGAUACUGACGAAUGCACACCUCCUCGGUACCGGAGCACAAAUAAUCAAUGCCGGCCACUUGCUAACUACGGCUACGGGCCAACAGAUCAUCCAAGCUCCCCAGUACCAUGCGGCACAGAUAGGGCAGUUUAUUCAGGGACCGAAUAACACGAUACAGAUGAUUACCCAUGGAGCGCCCCACCCGCAAAUUUUGCAAAUUCAACGGACGGCAGAUGAUCGAUGCGAAAUAAUUGUUCAGCCAGACAUGGCAGAGCAGCAACAGUAUUAUGAGGAAAAUAAUGUACUAACUGUCAACCCAGUUCAAUCCGUCCCACUGAUGGUAGCAGCCCCUACAGCAACGCUUCAUCAUCAUCUUGCACAGCAAGCCCUUCAACAACAUCAACAGCAGCAACAACAGCAGCAUCAGCAGCAACAACAACAGCAACAGCAUCAUCACCACCAGCAACAGGCCCACCAACAGCAGCUUCAUCAGCAGCUGCAGCAUGAAGAUCAACAGGAGGAGGAAUCUGCAGAAGAAUCUCAGUUGAAGGGUGACAGUCAGGACUCCGAUUGUGGCGAUCAGGAUGAUAGCCAGUUGGAUAAUGAAGAGUUCAUAGAAGAAGAUCAUCUUGAAGAGGAGGACGAAGAAGAGGAGGAAGAAGAAGAGGAACAACAGGAACAAACGGAGGUUGAAGAGACAUAUUAUCUCUCAGAUUGUGAAUCAGAUGACGAGGAAAAAAAGUUGGAAGAAUUCAUGACGCAUCAAACGUCCUGUCCUAGCCCUGGCCGGUAUGUGUGCAAUUUGUGUCGGAAGGAGUUUACUCAACCAAAAUGGCUACAAACGCACAUGUCCUCCCACUCAAACUGGCUGAAGGCCAAUUGUAAAAAGCAGCCCGAAUGUGAAAUAUGCCAUAAAAGCUUCCGAGGUCCAGGGAUGCUUCGAAUGCACAUGAAAACUCACGAGAAAGGAGAUAAACUACCUUCCUGCUCGAUAUGCCAUAAAGAGUUCAAAUCGAAAUCCAUCCUGUAUCGUCAUCGACAAACACAUUUUGAGAAAAACUUCGCAUGUACCUUAUGUGACAAGCGGUUCAGUUCGAACUAUCAGUUGAACAUCCACGUGCAACGACAUAAAAAGCAAAAACCACACAAAUGCCCCCACUGUGACAAAGCGUUUUACAGUAGUUCUGAUUUAAAGAUACACGUAAAUCAACAUCUUGGAAUAAAAAUUAUCCAAAUCAAGAAACCGACAACGCCCAGCUAAUCCAUAGAUAGUUGAAUAGUAUUUUAAUAGCAUGUUUAGAAUAAUUCAAUCAACUUGGGAGACAUUCUGGUUCUCCACAUUUGAUGUGCUCUCAGUUCCGUGUGCUACACCGAGUAGCUUUCCUUUUCCGUGCGUUUUCAAUAUCUAAGGGUACACAAAUUGUAAACAGUGAAGUCCAUUUGUAUAUAUUAUACAAAAAUUAGGGAAGAUAAAGAUCCGUACGCUCUAUAUUUCAAUAGAUUUAAUUUAUACAUAAGUCGCUUGUGCAAUGCUUAUUUUAGUUAUAAUGAGAUUGUUUUAUGUUAGAAUAAAAAUUGAGAAUCAGAUUUAAAAUCAUUGUAUAUUAAUAGUAAAAGUCGAGUUAGUGGAAUUAUCUUGUUGUAUUUUUUAUUUAAUUUAUUUUCUAAUAUGUCUCAAAACGCUUCAAUAAAUUGACUUUAUAAUUUUUCAGAA
This is a messenger RNA of Armigeres subalbatus, 2332 nucleotides long. RefSeq names its product chorion transcription factor Cf2. Gene Ontology annotation, molecular function: zinc ion binding; RNA polymerase II cis-regulatory region sequence-specific DNA binding; DNA-binding transcription factor activity, RNA polymerase II-specific. Bases 206 to 1879 code for a protein of 557 amino acids. The record is from RefSeq and is a predicted model, not a curated record. The transcript is spliced from 9 exons. Gene Ontology annotation, biological process: regulation of transcription by RNA polymerase II. NCBI's taxonomy places the organism in Eukaryota, Metazoa, Arthropoda, Insecta, Diptera, Culicidae. Gene Ontology annotation, cellular component: nucleus.